Molecule: messenger RNA, 1980 nt
Organism: Sphenostylis stenocarpa
Lineage: Eukaryota; Viridiplantae; Streptophyta; Magnoliopsida; Fabales; Fabaceae
Source: the annotation of a GenBank genome assembly
AUGGCCACAACUCUGUGGCCCGCCGCCACCAUAACCCUGUUACUACUCCUCCUCUGUUCGUCCAUUCCAAAUUCUGAAUCGCAACAAGAGUACGUCAAUAACAAACAACUGAAUUGCCACCAAAACGACACCAAUUCCACAAACGGCAACCUCUGCAACAGUGUUUCGUCAUGCACAUCCUACCUCACCUUCAAAUCUUCCGUCCCAGAUUACACAACCCCUGUCUCCAUCGGUUACCUCCUCAACUCCACCGCCGCCGACAUCGCCUCCGCAAACAACAUCACCGACGUCCAAUCCAUCGCCGUCGACACCCUCAUCACCGUCCCCGUCACGUGCUCCUGCUCCGGCCCCUACUACCAGCACAACGCCUCUUACAAAAUCAAAGCACUAGGCGAAACCUACUUCGGCAUCGCCAACAACACCUACCAGUCCCUCACCACGUGCCAGGCUCUCAUGGCCCAAAACACCUACGGCGAACGUGACCUUGUUGCAGGCCUCAACAUCCACGUGCCUCUGAGGUGCGCCUGCCCCACCCGGAAUCAGAGCGAAGCAGGGUUCAAGUACUUGCUAACUUACUUGGUCUCUAGAGGAGAAUCGAUUUCUUCAAUUGCUGAGAUCUUUGGUGUUGACCGACAGAGCAUCCUCGAAGCAAACCAGCUUUCUGACACUUCGGUUAUUUUCUACUUCACGCCGAUUUCGGUUCCUUUAAAAACAGAGCCACCGACGAAUAUACAGAGAGCAGCGGCUCCGCCAGAUAGCUCCCCGCCGCCUCCGGCGGUGGCGGUGGCGGGAGAUUCCAACUCUUCCAAAAAAUGGGUUAUUGUCGGAAUUGUGGUUGGGGUUGUUGUGCUGCUUCUUGUCUGCGCUGCUCUGUUUUUCUUCUGUUUCUAUCGGCGGCGACUUGUGCAACCGCCGUCGCCGACUCCGGUGGCGAAGGCUUUCUCGGGCUCUACUACCACGGAGGUGACUAUUCCAACGACGCAGUCGUGGUCUCUUUCUUCGGAAGGGGUUCGUUACGCGAUUGAGUCAUUGAGUGUGUACAAGUUUGAGGAGUUGCAGAAAGCUACGGGGUUCUUCAGUGAAGAGAACAAAAUCAAGGGUUCUGUUUAUAGGGCUUCUUUCAAGGGUGAUUAUGCUGCGGUUAAGAUUCUCAAAGGGGAUGUGUCGGGUGAGAUCAACAUUCUCAAGAGGAUUAACCACUUCAAUAUUAUAAGGUUGUCGGGAUUUUGUGUUCACAAAGGUGACACUUAUCUUGUGUACGAGUUUGCUGAGAAUGAUUCUCUCGAGGAUUGGCUUCAUAGUGGUACUAAGAAGUACGAGAAUUCGGUGUCUCUGAGUUGGGUGCAGAGGGUUCAUAUAGCUCAUGAUGUUGCUGACGCGCUUAAUUACCUUCAUAACUAUACUAGUCCUCCUCAUGUGCAUAAGAAUUUGAAGAGUGGGAACGUGCUCUUGGAUGGGAAUUUCAGGGCAAAGGUUUCAAAUUUUGGGUUGGCGAGAACGGUGGAGGGUGAAGGGGACGAUGGGGGGUUUCAAUUGACAAGGCAUGUGGUGGGGACUCAAGGGUACAUGCCACCUGAGUAUAUUGAGAACGGUUUGAUCACUCCAAAGAUAGACGUUUUUGCGCUUGGGGUGGUGCUUUUGGAGCUUCUUUCGGGGAGAGAGGCUGUUGGUAGGGACAAGAAUGGAUCUGGGGAGCAGAUGCUGUCGGUGACUGUGAAUCAGGUGCUUGAAGGCGAGAACGUUAGAGAAAAACUCAGAGGUUUCAUGGAUCCAAAUUUGAGAGAUGAAUAUCCUUUGGAGCUGGCUUAUUCCAUGGCUGAACUUGCCAAACGCUGUGUUGCUCGUGACCUCAAUUCAAGACCACAGAUUUCUGAAGUUUUAAUGACUUUGUCCAAGAUUCAAUCCUCUACAUUGGAUUGGGAUCCGUCUGAUGAGCUUGAACGGUCUAGAUCUGUUAGCCAAAUCUCUGAUAGCAGAUAG